Acytostelium subglobosum LB1 is the source of this 747-nucleotide messenger RNA. RefSeq lists its product as hypothetical. NCBI's taxonomy places the organism in Eukaryota, Evosea, Eumycetozoa, Acytosteliales, Acytosteliaceae. Bases 1 to 747 code for a protein of 248 amino acids. The transcript is spliced from 3 exons. The record is from RefSeq and is a predicted model, not a curated record.
AUGGGUAAUAGUAAUAGUGCGAGUAUUUCUCGAGCAGACACCUACGAGGAGUUUAUAAAGCAUGUUGCUGAGGCCAACAAGAUACUGUUUACCCUACCGGACGCCAAUGGAAAGAUCAUGUGUCUGUCAGUUUCAGAGAUGGACUUGCUAAAGGAAGGUCAGUUUCUAUGGAAGCUCUUUGUAAGGGUACAAGUAUCAUUAGUUAAUCAACAACAACAACAACAACAACAACAUCAACAACAACAACAACAGCAAAAUCAACAUCAACCAAAACUACAACAACAACAAAUGAAAGAGCAUGAUGCUUCAAACAAGCGUCAUACUGUACUAAAGUACAACCAAUUCUAUGACUUCAAGAGAGUUAUUCUGGACCUCUUUGAAAAGUGUGAUGAUUCACAUCUACUGGAGAAAGAGAACACAAACAAAGAGAAAGGAGUGGACGAUACUAGACCAAACAACAGUAUCGAUGUUACCCGACUUUACAAUCAAAUGAAAAUGAGUGGCACUUGGUCAGACUCUAGGGAGUGUCCAAUAUGCUUUGAGGAUGACGCCACUUGUGUUGCACCUUGUGCACACGCCUUUUGUUCAAAGUGCAUCAAUCAAUGGCGUGAAAGGAACAAUACAUGCCCAAUAUGCAGGAUGUCUGGCAGUACAGAUGGUGUUCAAGGCGAUUUGGACUUUGAGAUCAUGGAUGCGUCACCAGCAGAAGAGUUAUCGAAUUACCUACAAAAGGUGAUCAAACGUUAG